AUGGAAAAGAUGCUUGCGGAGUUGCGCGCAGAGCCAACAUCGACAUCGAUCAACGUGCCCACCCACUUGGAUCGGGAUGUUUCCUUUUCGUUCCCGAUCGACGCAGGUGUCACAUACGCAACGGACAGAUAUCAAGCAAUUCUAGCUGCCAUGGAACGCCAGAUGGAAUUCGCCAUGCUGGAAAGGAACCGGGCAGACAUUGGCGAGGACGAGGAGUGGGAGACAAUUUGUGGUCAGCCUGAUCUUUUCCACCGUAGGGUUCUCAACGCCAUAGAACCCAAGGCAAACGCUUCGGCUCAGCAUGGAAAUGGAUCUUGGCCUUCCCACCAUGAAUUCAACAAGGCUCUGCUUUCACAAAAUGCGAUUGAAACCCCACUGAAAAGAGCUUCCACUUGA
Blastomyces dermatitidis ER-3 is the source of this 396-nucleotide messenger RNA. RefSeq lists its product as uncharacterized. The transcript has a single exon. The record is from RefSeq and is a predicted model, not a curated record. Bases 1 to 396 code for a protein of 131 amino acids. Lineage: Eukaryota; Fungi; Ascomycota; Eurotiomycetes; Onygenales; Ajellomycetaceae.